CUGUAUAUGGUGGGGUAUUAUUAGGGGACGGGGCAGUACCAGGCUGUAUAUGUUGGGGCAUUUCUAGGGGAAAAAACAGUGCCAGGCUGUAUAUAGUGGGGCAUUAGCCAGGGCAAAGGGCAUUGCCAGAAUUAAUAUAGGCUGCACUGCUGGGGUAAAGGUUAUAUAUAUAUUAUAUAUAUUAUAUAUGUGUAUGGGCGUGGCUAGGAUCUGGACAAUGGUAUCAGCAGGUUUUAUAUAACACCCCACCAAGUUGCACGGGAUGCAGUUCUGGGUCUAGUACGGAGAGCGUACUUCAGCUUGUGCGCCGGACAGGGUGCGAAGGUCCGUGCCAGGCCACAAGAUGGCUCCCUUGUACCAUAGGAUGUUCGGCAUGGUCCGGAGGAGCUACUCAACCUGGGAACGAAGCCUUUCUCUGGGAACGCUGCCCCCUCUGGGGCACAGAGGCUUGGCAGUAUCUGCCCGUCAGCCUCCGCCGAGGUUUGGUCUGCUGUUCGACAUCGACGGAGUCCUAGUAAGGGGCAGAAAUCCCAUUCCGGGGGCAGCGGACGCGUUCAGCAGACUGCUGGGCCGAGAUGGGAAGCUGGCGGUGCCCGUGGUGUUCGUGACCAACGCCGGAAAUUGUAUUCGUCAGGCUCGGGCAACAGAGCUGAGUUCAGUGCUGGGUGUAGAGAUUUGCGCUGAUCAGAUUAUCCUGUCUCACAGUCCGCUGCGGAUGUUCCAUCAGUUCCAUAACAAGUGUGUCCUCUUUUCCGGUCAAGGGCCAGUGGAAGAGAUAGCCAAAGAUCUGGGUUUCAAUAACAUAGUCACCAUCGAUGAUCUGAGAACAGCGUUUCCGUUGCUAGACAUGGUGGAUCAUAGCCGCAGGCCUAAGAAUCCGCCCCCGAUUUGCUCCGACUUUCCUACCAUUGAAGCGGUGGUCCUGGUUGGCGAGCCGGUGCGGUGGGAGACCAGCCUGCAGCUGAUCCUGGAUGUUUUGCUGAGCUCAGGAAGGCCCUCGGAGUGGCUCUCGCAGGUUCCUCAUCCACACAUCCCCAUCUUGGCUUGCAAUAUGGAUCUUGUCUGGAUGGCUGAAGCCAAGGCUCCAAGGUUCGGUCACGGCACGUUUCUAGUCUGCUUGGAGACUUUGUAUCACAAACUGACUGGCCAAGAGCUCCGGUAUGAAGCCCUGAUCGGUAAACCCAGUACAGUGACGUAUAGCUUUGCCGAGCGCCUAAUUCUGAGUCAGGCUAAAGAACGCGGCUGGGAUACCCCCAUCCAGACAAUCUACGCCAUAGGGGAUAAUCCAAUGGCUGAUAUCUAUGGAGCCAAUCUCUAUAAUCGCUACCUACAAAGCCAACAAGGGAAUUCGAGGGACAGUCAGCCAGAGAGCUGUCAGUCAGUCCUGGUGUGCACAGGGGUAUACAACGGGCAGGGAGAUGUGUCACCAGACACCCAAGAGAGUGUGACGCAGACUGUUUUCCACGGACACCGAGACUUCCGUCUGGACCCCAGCUUGGUGGAGGCGACACACGUGGUGCACGACGUGGGGCAAGCUGUGGACUUGGUCCUCAUGAAAGAGGGUUGGGUGUCCGAGGACGAAAGAGUGGGGUCUUCGACUCCCAAGACUUAGGGAGUAACUGCGAGUCCCGAAGCGCAGGAGAAUCCUUCAGAAUCCUUUAAGUUAAUGGCGAAUCAAAGCAAGAUGAUUGCGUUUUGAGUUCAAAACUCAAGGAAGUAGUAGAGUGAAUGUUUUUAAAUAAAAAAAAUGUUAGUUUUAAGUUUUAUCUAUUUUUUAGGUCCGCAGGGGAUGAAUAUCUCACAGCCAUGUGCCAGCGUACGCAUAUCUCCCCGCUUUACGUCUGAUUUCAGGGAUUGAACCAGAAUGCUACUUUAUGAAAGAAUGAGAUUAAAGUCGUUUAUAGUGAUUGCUGCAAAAAAAAAUAACAAAUAGAACGUUGGUAUUAAUAAAAACAAAUAAGGAAGCCAAUACUUCCUAUUUACGUAAACACGAGAUUUUGGUGCUGUAGGUACUAGUCAAACCGUAAUUCGUAGUUUAUAUAGAAUCCCAAAAGAAAACCAGCUUGGGGAGAAAAAGAUCGAAAUCCGUGCCUUAAAGGGAGAGCUUGAUGUCGAAAACAGGUGAUUAACGCAACAUCGUCUCAGGUGUUCUACAACCGUACAGGAGGCUUCUAAUCAGGACUUUACUGGGACUCUUGUCUGUAUUCUAUACAUCUUUUUGGAACGUGCUUCGAAGCAAACGCUCACAUAUGCAUCUAUAUAAAACAAAUUGUAAAGAAAAUGUAUCAACAAAAGAAGUUUACU
Molecule: messenger RNA, 2304 nt
Organism: Spea bombifrons (plains spadefoot toad)
Lineage: Eukaryota; Metazoa; Chordata; Amphibia; Anura; Pelobatidae
Gene: HDHD5
Product: haloacid dehalogenase like hydrolase domain containing 5
Exons: 8
Coding region: 344-1612 (422 amino acids)
Biological process (GO): glycerophospholipid biosynthetic process
Cellular component (GO): mitochondrion
Source: RefSeq, a predicted model, not a curated record